UAUCUCGUGUCGCCGUCUCGCCCAGUUGACUGGAGACGCGCAGCGCGAGGUGGCCCGUUUAAUUAUUGAGAACAAAGUCGUGAAACGGAUGGCGAUACCUUGGAUGUGGAGUCCCAGUGUUUCUCUUCUGUAAUCGGCCGCGUGUGUUGUGCGUCGGCCAGCGGCGCGGCGGGGGAAGCCCAGUGUCCCGGACUCGAACAACGGACUCCCGCUUGCCAGUCUUCGGCUGUCAUAUCUUCAUCCCAGCUCACAGGUGACUGCUGAUGUGAGGCAGUCUCCUUCCUGUCCUCACGAGUCACCCGGGUACCCAUGACGACACUUUCCUAUAAACAUCAAAACCUUCAUCAAAUAAUCUGAGGAAGCUGCUCACUUCGUCAAAUGGUGCUGCCUAGGUAAUGGCUGUCGAUAAUGGAUAAUGAACAACCCCAUCAGGAGUUGGUGAAAUGCGUGGUUGUGGGCGACACCGCCGUAGGCAAGACGCGGCUCAUCUGCGCGCGGGCCUGCAACAAGCACGUCUCGCUGUCGCAGCUGCUGACGACGCACGUUCCCACCGUCUGGGCCAUCGACCAGUACCGCAUCUACAAAGACGUGUUGGAACGGUCCUGGGAGGUGGUUGAUGGAGUCAAUGUGUCUCUUCGAUUGUGGGAUACAUUUGGUGAUCAUGAGAAGGAUCGCAGAUUUGCAUAUGGAAGGUCAGAUGUGGUGCUGUUGUGUUUUUCCAUUACAAAUCCAGUUUCACUGAGAAACUGUAAGAUUAUGUGGUACCCUGAGAUAAGGCGAUUUUGUCCUCAAACACCAGUUUUGCUUGUUGGGUGCAAGAACGAUCUGCGUUACAUGUACAGAGAUGAGACAUAUCUGAGCUUCUUCAGGGAUCGUAGUCCUUUUGUGAGACCAACUAGAAAAAGUGAUCUGGUGAUGCCUGACCAGGCCCGCACAAUUGCUAAGGAACUUGGUAUACCCUACUACGAGACCAGUGUUCUCACUUAUUAUGGUGUGAAUGAAGUGUUUGAAAAUGCAAUUCGUGCUGCUCUUAUUGCUCGGAGACAGCAGAGAUUUUGGAUGACAAAUCUGAAGAAAGUUCAGCGUCCUUUGCUGCAGGCACCGUUCCGUCCUCCCAAGCCACUGCCACCAGAACUUCAUGUGACAGCUAGCAGCUAUGCAGAAAAUAUGCAAGCACUGUGGCUACAUCAAGCGUACACAGAUGUGGUUUUUGUGGCAGGCAGUAUAGGUUUCUCAGCACACCGAUUUGUUUUGGCAGCUGCUUCACCUACUUUUCACAAGCUGCUAGUUGCGGGACUUGACCUGGGAGUGCGUAGUUCUAGUGAGUCCAGUAUGGUAAGCACAUUUGGUGAGGCAACUGUGGGUGACUUCAAUGAUGAUACAGAAUGCCUCAUUCGUCAGUCUGACAGUUACUUCAAACCUUCCCGUGUCUGGGAGCAGUUGAAGCGGCGCUCCAGUUGCCAAGUCCUCACCACAGACAGCAGUAAGAGAUUAGGGUCUUCAAGAGAACUCAACCAUCCAGCUCUCCAAGCAAUUAGAAUUGAACAGUGUGAGGCUACUGAUACUGUUGGAGGGGGCCAGAGACCUAACAGGCCAUGUUGCAGUGUUCAGACUGUAAUAACAUUAACUAAACUGGUAACACCACAAGCCAUGCAGCAAUGCCUACAGUUUUUGUACACAGGAUCCAUUGACCCACGGUACUGUGAAUUGCAAGAAAUAAGACAGGCAGCUGAAUUCCUUGAAUUACCAGAACUGCUCAGUUUUGUCAGCAACAUUCAAGCUCAUGAAGAAUUUCUGAAUGCUGAUGUGAAACAGCAAUAUCGGAAGGAAGUACGCCGUCGAUUGGAAGAUCUGUGUCUUGGCCAGGGAUUGUUCUCUGACAUUGUUUUCCAGUUGGAUGAUGGUUCAUACAGUGCCCAUCGUCCAAUGUUGAUGGCUCGUUGUGAUAUGAUGAAAGCAAUGUUUUCAGGGGACUUCAGGGAAAGUAGUGCCAAAGUGAUCCUGUUCCCAGGAGUGCGAGAAGACACAUUUCAUCAAUUACUUGUGUAUUUGUAUACAGAUGAUGUGCCACCAGUUUCUCCUUCAAGAUGCCUUGAUCUGCUUGAACUAGGAAAUCGGCUAUGCCUGCCACGAUUAGUAAAUCUAGUUGAAAAAAGAGUAGUGGAGGAACUGUCACAUUUAGCAUCAGCUUCCAUUGAUGGUGCCCCAUCUGAUGUCGUGCUAGAGCACUGUUUACGCCUGCUCGAACCAUGCAAGUUACACAAUGCUGACCAAUUAGCUGACUGGUGCAUGAAUUAUUUGUGUACAAACUACAACAGACUUUGUAAGAUGUCUCCAAAACUGCUCAAAACUCUCCAUCCAGAAAACCAGGACUAUCUGAGCGAGCAUCGCUGGCCACCAGUCUGGUACUUGAAAGAUUAUGAUUACUACCAGAAGUGUGUGGCUGAGCGUGAGAGGGAGGAAAAACCAUCUCUGAAGAGGAGCCGACAUAAUUCAGGUGGCUGCUUGUGCUUCACUGGGGGGAAAGCUCGUCGCGACACAUCUAGGAGUGGCGCUGCAUCCGAUAUUAGGCAUGCAACUGUAUGACAGUGCUGCUCCGGGUGUGGGGGUCGCCCCCUGGCCCUUGCUCUCGGAUUUUCAGCCUUUGUGUGUGCAGUGGUCACAACAUUCACAUUACUUGUGCAGUUUUGGUAGAUUCUUUGCUUCAGUGGACAUAAAUUGUUGUUACUGAUUACCAGUGGCAUAAACAUUUGUGUGGUAAUCUUUCUUUUAAAACAGUGAGUACAUUCUGUGGAGACCAAGAAAAAUUAGCAAAUCAUUCUAUACUUACUGUAACAGAAACUGAAGAUUCACAUUUUACUGAAAGUGUGAAUAAAAGGACUGCAAGUGCUUUGUAAUGCAUCAGUGCAUACAUCACACACAGUGGUCUUGCACUUUAAUAUGACUGAUGAAAAGUGACAACCAAAGAGAAAAAUAUAAAUUCUGGAAAUAUUGUGACAUCCUGUGAGUGAGUGAAUGUGUGUGUGUGUGUGUGUGUGUGUGUGAGAGAGAGAGAGAGAGAGAGAGAGAGAGAGAGAGAGAGAGAGAGAGAGAGAACUUAAGCAAGUGUAUGUGUGAUUCAGGUACAGAGCAGUGCAUUUAGUAUUUAGAUGCAUUUUGUGACAACUUUUAUAAUAAAAAUCAAUGAAAGAAUGAUAAAAGUGUUCUUUACAGGGAACUUCAUAGUAGCUACAAUAGCAGUCAAAAUAGUAAUUACUUCUGUCAUUACAAAUUACUUAUUAUUUCUGCUCGAGCGAGAAAAUGUUUUAUGUGCAUUGUUCAAUUUAGUCUGCUUUGAUCAGUGCAGAUUACUCGCAAUUCAUAACCUACAAGAGUGUUAAAAUUGUUAGUCAUAAAAAAAUCUCUCUUCUAACAUUAACUUAAUGCCUGGUACUAUUCUCAGCAUUACUUACCUGAAAAUUUAGGCCUAUUCUGUACUGUUCAGUAUAAUCUGAUGAAUCACACAGGGUAUGGUCUUGAUGUGGUUGUUACAAUUCAAUCUUAAGUGCAUAGUAAUUCCGAAUAUUUUAUUUCACAUUAAUCAACAUGGUAACGACAUUAAAUCAAGGAACUUUAUUUCUCCUUUUUUCAUGAGUCCUUCAUUUUUGUCAUGGACACAACAUUAAAAAAAAAAAUGAAAAGAUUUGUUAUGUUUCAUUGUAAUUUUUAUACUCCUAUGUGCAUGGCAUAGCACAGAUAUGAUAACUUCACAUUUUAUUCUUUUUAAUCAAAAAUCAAAUGCAUUAGUGUCACUAAUUAACAAAUGUUUUUGAAUAUGUAAAUGGGAAAAAGUAGCUCUGCUGCACCAAUACAGCAUAAUACAAGUCUCAUUUACAGAAAGGUCUGGCUGAUUUGAAAAUGCUGCACUUACGGCAGUUGUAUUGCAUUGAAAUGGUACACCAACGUGUCUAUUUUGUGUUACAAUGUAUACAGUGAAUAUCGUCAGUAUUCUGAGCAGUCAGAAGAAAUGUAGGGUUGAAAUAAUGUUUCCCUGUUGCUUUUGUAUAGUUUUUCUUAAUCUCACUUCACAUGCUAUGGCACGCAUGCCUUGCUCUGCAUCUCAGGCAGUCUUUCUGUAUUAUGGACACUAAUUAAUAAACAUUUGAUUACCAAUACUGUGUAAGUCAUGAAUGUUCAUCACUUUCAAGCUGCAUUUUUACGGAAAGUUUGCACUGUGAUAAAAUCUGUAAAAUAUUUUUGUGCUACAAAAAAAUUGUUGUAUCUUUGUUCUUAUAUACUGCUCAAGAGCUUAAAAGAAUUAUGGAGUUAUUUUGAAGUAGUCUUCAAAUUAACUCCCAUUUUUCAGGAAAACUGGCAGUAAUCCAGACUUAAGUUUAGUUCAUAGUUGACGGAAAAGGAGAUUUCAAAGCCCUAAUCUGCAUAAUUUUAGUUUUAAAGGAUGAAAGCUCUCUUUUUCUUAGUCAUGUAUUCAAAUCGACAUGUUCUGUUUUCCAAAUAUUCCUUGCUAUUGUACAUAACUGAACAGUUUUUUAUACUAAUAAUUGUUCAUAGAAUGAAUGGAAGCUGGAAGUUGUCAGUAGCAUAUUGUGUAUGUGAUCAGCUGAAUUUGGUGUAUGCAGGACACGUGAAUAUCAAAUGUAAAUGCUUACCUAGAGCAGAUAUGCCUACCACAUGCAAACCCUGCCAUGCCUAAACUUUUCUGCAGGCACAAAUAACAUAAUGAAAUGAAUUCAAGCACACUGUUGUAAUUGAAUAUAUUUCCCAGAACACACUAAAUAUUUUGGUAUUAUGUGUAGCCCCUGUUAUAUGAAAUGUUCACUUCUUGUCCUUUUCUAUUUUCACCAGUCAAGUACACACACACUAGUACUCAGUAAUAUGUGUUUGUAGGAAUAGGCAAUAUACUGCUACUAGAGCUGGUAAGUAAAGUGAGAAUAUUUUACUAGGGGUGAAAACAAGCACUUUUGUACAUAUCGACAUUUUACAGAAAUGUCAAUAUCCAUUCCUGGCAGUAUUCUCAAAGCAAACUAACAAAGGCUGAAUGUUGUCACAAUAAGUUAUUAGCUAUAUGAACCUCUUUAAAAAAGCUUAGGUUCUCUCACAUCAGUGGUUACUGAUUUGGCUGAUGGCUACAAACCAAUAAAUUAGGCACUUACUAUAAAAGAUGUUCAUGAAUAUUUUCCCUUUUCUCUUUGGUUUGAUGGUGUUAUACUGAUUAUUCCCAAAAAAGAAUGGAAAUGAAAGAAAAAGGAGAAAAAAGACCCAUUAAAAAAAUACUGCAACACCACAUAUUUAAUUACGUUUUCAGAUCUGUUACUGAUCUCCCAUAGCUUUUGUACUUAGGAAACUGCACCACUUAUUUUUUACGUUUACUGAUGUGACUUAAGAAAAUUAAAAGAAUGGCCACUUUGUAUAAUAUGUUUUCAAUUUAAAGUCAGCUAACAUACUUGUCAUUCCUCCAAAAGUGGAGUAAGUAGGCUUUAUGCAGCAAAUAAUCCUCCAUGAAGGUUACUGCAAUUUCACAAUAGUUUCUUCACAAAAUUCAAAUAGUUACAUCUACUUAUGCAUUGCCAGUUUACAUCAUCAUGGCACAUAGUUGUUCUGUAAUAAUCUUUGGCAGUUAAAUAGCUGCUUGUAAAGCCUAAUAAUUGGACUCUUUUUCUGAAUUUGAUGGACCAAAUUAUUUGCAGCAAAAGGAAAAGUGCAGUGGUUAAUACUAGAAACAGAUUUACAAUAAAUGCUUUGAAAUAUUCAUUGUUUGCUGGAAAUAAGUUGCUUCCAGAAGGUAACAUCUGGACUGAAUUUUGAUCUCAUUACAAGCGCCAAAGCAGUGUGCCAUCCAUUUGCUCACAUUCCAUACAUAAUGUUGUUGGUCAAUAACUGAAGUAUUACCUUCAUUUUGAAACAAUUAAUGAAAUUUAACAAUACUGAGAUACACUAGCUGUUUUGUGAUAUGAAAAUAGCUGUUAAACUG
Molecule: messenger RNA, 5971 nt
Organism: Schistocerca gregaria
Lineage: Eukaryota; Metazoa; Arthropoda; Insecta; Orthoptera; Acrididae
Gene: RhoBTB
Product: rho-related BTB domain-containing protein 1
Exons: 15
Coding region: 409-2586 (725 amino acids)
Biological process (GO): small GTPase-mediated signal transduction
Molecular function (GO): GTPase activity; GTP binding; protein binding
Source: RefSeq, a predicted model, not a curated record